CUUCUCUGCACAUGAAGCAGCGUCUCUGCAUCAUACGUUCCCUGUGAGUAAAGCACGGCUCUUCAACUCCUAAGGUUUUUUUGGUGGUAGGGUUUAGUCGUGUUGAAGAACAGCAUUUAUUCAUAACAGCUAAGACGUAGUUCUGAAGAUUCCUUCACAUCUUAGCUCAAAAAUGUACUCCAACGGCACCGUUGUGUCAAGCUGUCCUAUUCCAAGUCGAGUAGUGCCCCCAGAAAACUGGACACAGCUGCCAGAGCCUUUGGGUCAGACUCCCGGAGGAACUCUCUUCUCCACGACACCUGGAGGAACCAGAAUUAUCUAUGACCGGAAGUUCCUGCUGCACUGUAGGAACUCUCCACUGGCACGCACCCCUCCUUCCUGUUUACCCCAGAUACCUGGGGUCACCAUGCCCACGCAGCACCCCAUGGGGAAACUGGAAGAACAGGAUGAAAGCGGCAAAGACGUCGCAGCUGAUGACAGCCAGUUUGUGAUGGACAUGUGAGCUGACCAGGCUGUUUUGUUUCCAUGGAGGGAGAAAGCAUGAGUUGUUUGACCCCGGAGAGGAUUAUUGUCUGGAUAUCCUCUUCUUUGAAUUCCUAUAGAGAAAACGCAUGGUGUGAUGGAUAAAGUUGAAAUCUACAUAGAAAUGUAGAUUUUAACGAUUUAAAUGAAUCUCUGUUGAUGAUAACUGGUCAGAAUACCAUCUGUAAGAUUGAAACAUUAAUACCCUGCUUUAACUUGGUGUUGGCUGCAACCUUUUCUUUGCCAGUAGGGGUUAAUAUACAGUUAUGACUGGUUUGAGGUGAGGUGCAGGUUUUACGGUGUAAUUUGAUGUGAACCACAGUAAGGAGGAUGGAGUGGGCUAUGUCUCUUCUGUGUUGCAAGAGCUAUGGGAGUUUAUACAUCCUGUUACUCUAAUUCAUUUGAGGGGGUGGGGGUGUGUGAUGUUUGUACAUUGAGUAAUAAAAAGCACAAAAAUAA
Molecule: messenger RNA, 981 nt
Organism: Alosa alosa (allis shad)
Lineage: Eukaryota; Metazoa; Chordata; Actinopteri; Clupeiformes; Clupeidae
Product: eukaryotic translation initiation factor 4E-binding protein 3-like
Exons: 3
Coding region: 173-502 (109 amino acids)
Biological process (GO): negative regulation of translational initiation
Cellular component (GO): cytoplasm
Molecular function (GO): eukaryotic initiation factor 4E binding
Source: RefSeq, a predicted model, not a curated record